AUGGCGUCCGCGGUUGUUGCUCUGUGCGCCAACCACGGACGACGUACUUCAAGAAAACAAGAAAGUAAACUAGAUGUUAUUUCUAAUAAUAAUAACAUGUUUGAUAAUUAUUCACUUGAGAAGGAUGAUCAAUAUCAAGAAAAGUUCCCACCAAGAUCUCCAUUAAGGUCUCCAAAACAACUUAUCACCACCAUUAGUAAUAAAGCUAUGAGCUCAUUAAUCAUCAACCAUAAAAGAAGUGGUGGUGGUGGUGGUGGUGGUGAUAGGGUGGUGGAUGAAGGGUUUGGUGAGGGUGGUUUGUGGCAAAAAGAAAUAUUGAUGGGUGAAAAGUGUCAACCCCCGGAGUUUUCAGGGGUUAUAUAUUAUGAUUGUGAUGGGAAACAAGUUUCUGAGUUUCCUCCAAGGUCUCCAAGGUCACCUAGGAUUGCUCCGUCGCCGGAGUUUACUUUUCCGGUGAUCAAAAGUCAAGUUUAG
Molecule: messenger RNA, 474 nt
Organism: Helianthus annuus (common sunflower)
Lineage: Eukaryota; Viridiplantae; Streptophyta; Magnoliopsida; Asterales; Asteraceae
Exons: 1
Coding region: 1-474 (157 amino acids)
Source: RefSeq, a predicted model, not a curated record